AUGCAGAAGACAGAAACGGCGAGAUGCUUAAUUUGUUCGGCUCAAGCUACUGGAUAUCAUUUUGAAGCUCAAAGUUGCUCGGCAUGUGCUGCAUUUUUCCGACGAACUGUUGCACUAAACAAAAAGUUUACUUGUAUUACCGGCAGAGAUGAUUGUCAAGUGCAUUAUAGCAUGCAUCAGAUUUGCAGAAGUUGCAGGUUUCGAAAAUGUCUUAAAAACGGAAUGAAAGAAUCUGGUGUUCAACCGAAACGAAAACAAACCGAAACUGGACGAUCAUUUUUCACGCAAUCCGGAUUAAAAAGGAAUAAGAAAUUUUCGACAAUUGAGCCAUUAAACGAAACGGAAAAAUUACACGUAGAAACUGUGCCGAAACUUGAAAUAGCUGAUGACACGGAUGAUGAUGAAUUUGAAACGAAGAAACAGAAACCUUUCUACGAGCCUUCGUCGAGUGCUUCGCAUACACCGACCACUUGCAACACACCGAUUCCGGGGCCUCAAAAGGAAACUCCUCAUGAAGACGUAUUGUCCUGGUUGUGCAGGGAAGAAAUGAAGCUGGGCGAACGACGAAGAAUAAUGUUCUGCGAAAGACCCGUCGAGAAGCUGCUGGGACAGAAUUCAAAAUGUCCAUUCACCAAAGAAGACAUCAAACCGCUGUCAUUUCGAGCGUUUCGCAAAAGCAUCCGAACUCACAUUCUGUUGAUCUACGAAUGGCUUCAAGCAUGGCCAGAUUAUCAAGAGCUCGACAACAACGACAAAGUCUCAUUCCUCCGCAAAUGUGUCCUAUUCCACACGAUUCUCGAUCCAGUGUAUAUUUCAAUUCAAAUCGGAUAUCCUGACAAGUUCGUAAUGCAGAAUGGCGGAUACGUGUCGUGCAUCGAAUCGUGCAAUGAGGGAUGGGAGGAUGAGAAGGAGAUAUCGGGAAGGAUCAAGAAAUUAAUAUAUCAGCCGCUUCUGAAGCGAAUAAUGGAAGAGAUUAUACCGCCAAUGAUUGACAUGAAUCUUUCGUUUGAAGAGUUCGUCGCGUUGAAGGCUUUGGUCAGUUGGCAAGGUGCCAUUCCGAAUGUUUCUGUGUCCAAGAGGAAUAUUAUGAGGAAGCAGCUCGAUGCGAUCAUCACAUCACUACAUCAGCACUACACGCAGAUUGGUGACAUUCAGGUUGCCGAACGUCUUGGUCAAAUAAUUCUUCUUCUCAGCAAUAUUUUUUCUACUGGUCUCGACUUUGUUGUCAGUCAUCGCCAAAUAGAAUUCUUCGAUCUUUGGAACAUGGAUUCGCUUCUGCGGCAGCUACUCAACCUCGAUACCAUUCUUGAGGAUAGCGAAUUACGGAAAGAAUCAGAACAAGAGCAAUAA
Caenorhabditis bovis is the source of this 1350-nucleotide messenger RNA. Lineage: Eukaryota; Metazoa; Nematoda; Chromadorea; Rhabditida; Rhabditidae. The record is from the annotation of a GenBank genome assembly.